Molecule: messenger RNA, 387 nt
Organism: Trichomonas vaginalis G3
Lineage: Eukaryota; Parabasalia; Trichomonadida; Trichomonadidae
Product: SMR domain-like family
Exons: 1
Coding region: 1-387 (128 amino acids)
Source: RefSeq, a predicted model, not a curated record
AUGGGUAACCUUUGUACAUGCUGUGAUCCAUGCCGUGAUGGUCUUCGUCAAGAUUUCGAGCCAAAAAAGUUCAUUUCAAUUCCUCAUGGCUCUAAAACAGACACAAUCGAAGUAGAUUUCCACAAUUUCACGGUGGCUAGCGCGACCAAGCUCUUGCAUGAUUUAUUUGAUAGAUACAAAGAUCCAACAUAUCAUCCUGAAGUUAAGUACAUCAAUUUAAUUGUCGGCGCAGGCAACCACUGCGAAGAAGGAGCUAAAGGAAGAAAGAUCUACCCAAUAGUUUAUGAAGAAGCUAAAAACAGCUAUUCAAUGUACUCUCUCAAGGAUCAUGAAAAGAAUCAUGGUAUUGUUGUUGCUACAAGAAUCAAUGUUGCUGAAACUCCAUAA